AUGUGUCCUUGGGAAUAUCAGAAAAUCAAAUUAAUUCUUCUCUUAUUCAUUUCUUCAAAUAUUUCUUAUUUCAUCCGCUUUCUUCACAGACAUCAAUUUAUUUUUUUUCCUUUAGUUUCAGUUUUUUCCCUUUCUUUAGAUUUUUCAUCUAUUCUUGACCUUUUCUUUUUUAACCAUUCCUUUUUUAUUCUUCUUCUUCUUUUCCUUUUUCUAUGUGCCAUGUAUCUCUUUCUUUUUUCCUUCACUGUGUUCACUCUUUCCUUCACUCUUUCAUUCUUCAUUAUUUUUUUUUCUACGUUUUGUUAUUUUUUUCUUCAGCAAUUUUUUAUAACUCUUAUUUUUCUCAUCCAUCAAAUUCUUCCCUUUCUUUUUCCUUUUCUUCCUUUUUCUUUUUCUUUCUUUUUUUUUCCUUUAAACAUCUUUUUUGUAUUAUUUUAUUCAUUUUUUCUUUCCUUCAGCAUUUCUUUCUUUUUCUUUCAGCUUUUUCUUCCUUUUUCCUUUUCUUUCUUUUUUUUUCCUUUAAACAUCUUUUUUGUAUUAUUUUAUUCAUUUUUUCUUUCCUUCAGCAUUUCUUUCUUUUUCUUUCAGCUUUUUCUUCCUUUUUCCUUUUCUUUCUUUUUUUUUCCUUUAAACAUCUUUUUUGUAUUAUUUUAUUCAUUUUUUCUUUCCUUCAGCAUUUCUUUCUUUUCUUUCAGCUUUUUCUUCCUUUUCCUUUUCUUUCUUUUUUUUUCCUUUAAACAUCUUUUUUGUAUUAUUUUAUUCAUUUUUUCUUUCCUUCAGCAUUUCUUUCUUUUUCUUUCAGCUUUUUCUUCCUUUUUCCUUUUCUUUCUUUUUUUUUCCUUUAAACAUCUUUUUUGUAUUAUUUUAUUCAUUUUUUUCUUUCCUUCAGCAUUUCUUUCUUUUUCUUUCAGCUUUUUCUUCCUUUUUCCUUUUCUUUCUUUUUUUUUUUCCUUUAAACAUCAUUUUUUGUAUUAUUUUAUUCAUUUUUUCUUUCCUUCAGCAUUUCUUUUUUUUCCUUCAGCUUUUUCUUCCUUUUUCCUUUUCUUUCUUUUUUUUUCCUUUAAACAUCUUUUUUGUAUUAUUUUAUUCAUUUUUUCUUUCCUUCAGCAUUUCUUUCUUUUUCCUUCAACUUUUUCUUCCUAUUCCAUAAAUGUUUUUUUUUAA
Molecule: messenger RNA, 1164 nt
Organism: Acanthosepion pharaonis
Lineage: Eukaryota; Metazoa; Mollusca; Cephalopoda; Sepiida; Sepiidae
Source: the annotation of a GenBank genome assembly